Angiostrongylus costaricensis is the source of this 804-nucleotide messenger RNA. The record is from the annotation of a GenBank genome assembly. NCBI's taxonomy places the organism in Eukaryota, Metazoa, Nematoda, Chromadorea, Rhabditida, Metastrongylidae.
AUGUUUCAUUGCAUUAUUACCGAUCAACUAAGUAGCUUGUAUUUUAAGAAAUCGCUGUUCCAACCUCUCCAUGUAAGUAGUGUCAUCAGUCUUUCUAGCCAUUUUGACACAUUUCAGAAUGGAUCAGUUCCGCCGUCAUAUAGCCCCUACGCGAGUGGCGUCCCAGUCCGCCAUGACCGACCUCCAGUGUCGGCUCCUCCACCACCACCUCCGCAUCCACCUCCUAGUAGUUUUGGAUACGAGCAACCAUCCUACAAUCCGAUGUGGUUUGAUCGGUUCCCACGGAAGGAAAAUCGCGGGAUAUUUCGAUUAUGCCUUGUGGAACUGAUGUUAGCAGCUGUGAUUCUGGCAGGAGGUGUUUGGUGCUAUCGUGACACUUCUGAGUACUGUCCUUACUAUUCCGCUAUAUGGACAUCGGUCAUCUAUGUCGCGAAUUCUUUGGUCGGAAGUGCGGCUGCCAAAAUAGGCACGGUGAAUCUGUACAUGGCUCAUCUAGUGCUGUCGUUGGUGUCGGUAAUGAUGUGCUUCGUCAGCGGAGGAAUCAGUGCCCGGAACUGGUUUCUUGUCGGCACUUACCAUCACCCCACUAUCGAACGCGACGAGGCAUUCUGCUUGCUUGGCCAAUACGAUACCACAAGGAUCUCAUACAUCUUCUCCCAUAUGAAUGAAUACGAUUUUGCAAAGUGUUUAUGGCAACUGAAAGUAGGCGUGGCUGUGAAUUCGGUGCAGUUCGUCGUCGCCACUAUAGAAGGUUCGUUACUAAAACAUGAAUUGACUCAAAUUUUCGGUUCUUAUAAGGACUGA